CGUUUCCUUCUCCAGUAACAUACAUUCUAACCUCUUCAAUCAUGAUCGCACACAGUUCUUAACUCUUUCCUUUUCUGCUUCUUACUUCAUGUUCAACUCCAUUAUGGCAAAAAUACUCACACUCUGCAUUCUCCUUCUGGCCUCAAUCCUCAUAAACUCUCAACAGCAAGAACUCUUCUUUGAAGGGUUCAAAGAUGCCAUUUCAGGCAACAACAUAAGCAUAGACGGAGGUGCAGUAAUCGAAAACUGUGGAAUACUUCGCCUCACAAACGACACUCACAUGCUUGGCCACGCGUUUUACUCAACCCCAAUUCGCUUAAAGAACUCCACCAACGCCAAAGUUUUCUCCUUUUCCACCGCUUUCGCUUUUGCAAUAACAAGCAGCGACCCAAAACAAGGUGGGCAUGGCUUCGCCUUCGCCAUAUCCCCCUCAAAAGUGCUUCCUGGUGCUUAUCCCAGUCAGUACCUUGGCCUUCUCAACCCACACGAUGUUGGGAACUUCUCAAACCACCUUUUUGCUGUUGAGUUCGACACUGUCCAAGACUAUGAAUUUUAUGAUAUCAAUGGCAACCACGUGGGCAUCAACUUGAACAGCAUGGUGUCCAAAAAGUCUGUUCCCGCUGCUCAAUUCACAGAUGGGUCAUCCAAACAGGACCUCUAUUUGAAGUGUGGUUCGGUGAUUCAAGCAUGGGUGGACUAUGAUUCCUCCACCAAACAAUUGGAUGUUAGACUUUCCUCAACCUCCUCGAAACCUCGUUCCCCAAUCUUGUCUUGCAAAGUUGAUCUCUCACCAAUUCUCAAAGAUGACAUUUAUGUUGGGUUUUCAGCUUCAACGGGGACGCUAGCGAGCUCACACUAUAUCUUGGGUUGGAGCUUUAAGAUCAAUGGAGAAGUCAAAUCUUUGAAUUUGAAUAGUUUACCAUCACUUCUUACUUCUAACCACCACAAAAAAGCCACGAUCGCGGGAAUUACGGUUUCUUUUGCUAUUUUAGCAAUAACAGCUUCAAUUGGGUUAACGAUCUAUGUAGUCAGAAAGAUAGAGAACGACGAUGCUAUUGAACCUUGGGAACUUGAAGUGGGUCCCCACAGGUUCUCAUACGAGGAGCUGAAGCAAGCAACAAAGGGCUUCAACGAGAAGCAGUUAAUUGGGUUUGGGGGUUUUGGUCGAGUUUACAAAGGGGUUCUCCGAAACUCCAACACCCAAGUGGCAGUGAAGAGAAUUUCACAAGACUCAAAAGAAGGGUUACAACAAUUCAUGUCGGAGAUAGAAACCAUUGGUCGGCUCCGACAUAGGAACCUAGUACAAUUACUAGGUUGGUGUCGGAAGCAUUGGAAUCUCUUACUUGUGUAUGAUUUCAUGCCCAAUGGAAGCCUGGACAAGUGCUUAUUCGAGAAACCCAAAGAGAUUUUAAGGUGGGAACAGAGGUUCAAGAUCAUAAAGGGAGUAGCUCGGGGUCUUGUGUAUUUACACGAGGAGUGGGAACAAGCGGUGAUUCACAGAGACAUAAAAGCAGGGAAUGUGCUGCUGGAUUCCGAAAUGAAUGGAAGGUUGGGCGAUUUUGGUUUGGCGAAGUUGUAUGAGCACGGUGAGCACGUGCGCACGACUCGCGUGGUGGGCACGUUGGGGUACUUGGCGCCGGAGUUAACACGGACGGGGAAGCCCACGACGAGUUCUGAUGUAUUUGCGUUUGGGGCAUUGUUGUUGGAAGUGGUGUGUGGGAGAAGGCCCAUUGAGCCCAAGGCGUUGCCGGAGGAGCUUAUAUUGGUGGAUUGGGUGAGGGAACGAUGGGAGAUGGGGGAGGAGGCUCUUUUGGAAGUGAUGGACCCCAAUUUGGGUGAGGCGUUUGAUCGAGAGCAGGCCUUGACGGUGCUGAGAUUGGGCCUAAUGUGUUCUAAUGAUGAGCCCAUGGAACGGCCCAGUAUGAGGCAGGUGGUGAUGUAUUUGGAGGGGAGGUAG
Molecule: messenger RNA, 1957 nt
Organism: Abrus precatorius (Indian licorice)
Lineage: Eukaryota; Viridiplantae; Streptophyta; Magnoliopsida; Fabales; Fabaceae
Product: L-type lectin-domain containing receptor kinase S.4-like
Exons: 1
Coding region: 89-1957 (622 amino acids)
Biological process (GO): protein phosphorylation
Cellular component (GO): plasma membrane
Molecular function (GO): carbohydrate binding; ATP binding; protein kinase activity
Source: RefSeq, a predicted model, not a curated record